UCUGAUAAAUCUUUUGAAGAUUACUAAAAUUUCUUCAUUGGCGUGUCUGAAUGUUGAAAAGAUCAUGAAAGGAUAUCAAAUUAUGUUUAUCUGUCAUCCACUUUUUGCAAUAGUGGUAAAACUUAUUUUGACAUAAACCAGUAUGGUAUCAUCUACUUUUGAGCACGGUGAGCUUUUACAGUGAUAUUAAAGUGCGCACUACAAUAGAAAUUAUUAUAUGAAUGACAAUUGUGUAAUAUUUACUAAGCUGCAGGAUUAGGAGUACCAAAAUCUACAUAAGUGCGUUAUGGAAGAUCAUAGCAGUGACGGCAAAUUACUUAUAGAUCGGUCAACCAGUUACCAUGAUAACGAAGCAUUUACAGGGACUCCGGAACCUAUAUUAAACAGUGCAACAGGAGACGUGUCAAGGGAACCUGAAAAAGGAUGUGCACGUUUCAGUGAGAAGGUAAAGAUAAAAGUUAUGAAUGACCUUAAGCCUGGCGAUCAUGUGUGUUUUGACGGGCGUAUGUUUAGGAAAAGGAUUGUUGGAGAUCAAAAAGCUUUGUACCAGCAUCAUGCAAUUGUUUCAUCGAUUACGAUUAUGGGCUCACAGAUGGCCGUUCUUCAUUUAAUAGAGGUUUCGAAGGAUAAAGGCCAAGUGGUCGAAAAUAGAUAUGCCUUAGACUUAAAACACACUCAUGUGUAUAAAGUUGAAUACCAUUGCAAAUUUACAAAUAGUAGAACACUACAAGCUGCCAAAGAAAAGAUUAACACCAAAUGGGAAUAUUCUAUAUUGAAAAAUAACUGUGAGCACUUCUGCAACGAAUGCUGCGUAGGAGAUAAAAAAAGUAUUCAAGCUGAAACUUGUUUUUACAAAUGCCCAUAUGUAGGUUGCUGUGUCAUUGGGAUGCCCAGCCUUAUUCGUUCAAUAUUACUAAUCGUUUUCUUGACAGCGGAUGACAUUAUCAACGAUACACUAUUGUUAAAUUACGACAUUAGUCUCGGAUUGGACAUCGCUUUUUCGAUUGGCUUGAAUGUUUUAUUCUUUGUCAUGUUCACUUUAAUUAAUAAUUGUUGUUGUGAAUCUAAUUCAUGUUAUGUCUGUCGUGAAGAAAAAUGCAAAACAUGCAAACGCUACGAUAUUAAACGUUGUGUUUCUUUUUUUAUUAUAUGGUUCAUUUUGCAAUGUGGUUCUUCAGUUUUUGUCGUUGUGUCGAUACAUAUUAAACUUUUUCAUAGAUGGUGGGUGCCUAUAGCAAUCGGAAUAGCUGUAAACUUUUUGACAAUGAUAUUGUUGUGGCGUGUUUUGAAUUGCUGCAUACAUCCCGUGAGGAAGAAAAAUAGUGGCGAUAAACCUUAAUGUUUUAAGUUCUAACCCACUGGUUUGGAUAGUUUAGGUAAUUUGAAAAGGAACGUUGACAAUAAUCUAUCGUUCCAUAUUGUAUUAUUAUAUAUAGAAAAUUACACAAAACGUAAAUGGUAAAUGUAUUGAUAUGAAUGAAAUCCGUGGCUUUAUAGAUCAAAUAUUCGUUCAAAUUAAAGAACAGAGAGACUUCAUGUAUGUAUCCAAAUUUCACUCAUUAAGUGGGUUAUUACUUUGAAACUUAAUUUUGAGUAAAUGUCAGUGGUUUUGACAAAACUGCUGUUUUGAGGGGACAUGAAUCAGUGGAAACUAGUUAACGUUGUCAUGAUUUAUUUUAGCUUGGAUGUUAUUUACCAGGUUGGCACAAACGUAAAGUAGGUGUAAAGCAGUGUCUCACAAACCAUGAUUUUUUAGUAAAAGAUUUUUAAUUUUUACGUAGACCUUAAAUCCUUCUGUGUGUAUAAAGUUAGAAUAUUAAUUUUCAUGUCAGUUUGAUAAAGACAACAAGAAAACACGCAUUAAAAAAAGAAAAUAUUCAAAUGCAUCAAGUCAUUUGAUCUAGGAUAUUUUAUUGUAAAGUAUCUAUCACUUGACACACAAAGAGGGCGGAAUAUCAAAAUACAGGAUACUGCUUUUGAAAAAACACCAUUUGAUUGGAAUGGUUUACUGAUAUGUAACGUAUAGCUACAUAUUUUGGUCAUUUCUUAUAACAUAGUACUUUGCAUAAAACAUAUACGUAUUUAUUUUAUUAACUUUGCCUUUUCUGGAUGCACACCUUAUCAUCAGUAUGCGUAAUAAAUUUACUUGCUUGUUUUGCUCAGUGAUAUGGUGUUAAAAAUGACGUCAAAAAUUUGAUAUGAAAUUUAUACUAAAGUCUUGAUAUUGAAAACAUUUAUGGAUAUUUAAUUCCAACUAAGCGGAGCUGAAAAAUCGGUAUUUAAUAUUUUUAAUUUCAUCAUUUUAAUCUAUUCAAAAUUCAAUGCUAUCAUUUACCAAUUUUGAAUUAAGAAUUGCAUUUUCAUAAAAUAAGGGUAAACGUGUUUAAAAUUAUUAUGUGUUAUUAAAGUAAUAUAAUCAAGAAGCAGUGUGUCACAAUUUCAUUGUUAUCUUUAUGCCCCCCCCCCCCACACACACACAGGGGCUGGGGGGGGGGGGGAAUAAUAAAAAAAAUCCUUUGAUUGUGUCUUCUGUCGUUAUGAACAAAAUAUCUGGUAGAGUUACUAGCAACGUAAAAGAUAAAAGUUAAGUCUUAAUUUAUAAUGUUUAUGAUGGAUAUUUCAUUAAUGUAACUAUACAAAUAAGAUUACAUUAAAUUUUCUAUAAAAUCUUGGGACAGAAUUAAGGUAUUUAGUUAAGGAAGGCAUAUUCAAAAUCGGCUGAUAAGAAUAGAAUUCAGAUUCCUAUCUAAAUGUGUUUAAAGUGUAUGUGUUUAUAUCAAUAUAUAAUUUAUGUAAGUAUAUAAAGAUGUUUGUUUUUAUAGAUGUGUUUGUGUGUGGGGGUGGGGGAGGUGUAUUUGUAUGUGUGGGUAUAUGUGUGUAUGUAUAUAUAUAUAUUACGUUUUUAAGAUAAAUGUCGAUAAAAUGCUUAAUUCAAGUGCUACUUGUAAUGUUGGAUUUUCCAGCUAUUGCAGUUGCUGAUGAUUUCUUACAUGAAACAUUUGUUUAUGUCUGAUGAGCUUCUUUUUAAUGUACACAUUUUUCUUAUAUCUUUUUUUAUUUUUACUUUCUGCUUGUUCUGCUUGUACAGCGCAUAUAGGGUCUAUGAUCACAAAAGAAUCAACACUACGACCAGUUCGCUGCUACAAAAUUUCAUUAUACACAAUUUUAUAUCCAUUUGGGUAAUAAAUGAUCUAUGUGUCUACUGAGCGAGCGGCAUUAGGUACCUUUUACAUUCUUAUAGUACUUAGAAAAUUGAAGGGAGAUAUCGUUUUUAUCUCUAACCAUUGUUAAUGUCAUAUUACAAAUAACACGCGGUUUAUCAAAUAUGAGAAACAUUUUCUAGAAAAACUACUGCGAGAUUUAUCAACCGAUCUAACUCAGUAGAAAAAACUAAUAACAAAAAGAAGGUGGAUUUUAAAUAAAAGACAGACGUAUUUAAUAAACAAGAGGACCAUGAUGGUCCUGAAUCGCUCACCUGCCCCCACAUGAACUGAGUAUGACGUCGUUUUUUCUAUUAUUUGACAUAGUAACCUAGUUUUUGAGCUCAUGUGACCUACUUCUGAACUUGACCUAGAUAUCAUCAAGAUAAAAAUUCUGACCAAUUUUCAUGAAGAUCCAUUGAAAAAUAUGGCCUUUAGAGAGGUCAAAAGGUCUUUCUAUGUUGAUACCUAGUGACCUAGUUUUUGACUGCAGUUGACCCGGUUUCAAACCUGACCUAGAUAUCAUCAAGAUAAACAUUCAGACCAACUUCUAUACAGAUCCCAUGAAAACUAUGGCCUCUAGAGUGGUCACAAGGUUUUUCUAUUAUUUGACCUACUGACAUAGUUUUUGACCGCAUGUAACCCAGUUUCAAACUUGGUCUAGAUAUUAUCAAGAUGAACAUUUUGACCAAUUUUCAUGCAGAUCCCAUGAAAAAUAUGGCCUCUACAGAGGUCACAAGGUUUUUCUAUUAUUUGACUUACUGACCUAGUUUUUGACCGCACGUAACCCAGUUUCGAACCUGACCUACAUAUUAUCAAGAUGAACAUUCUGACCAUUUUUCAUACAGAUCCCAUGAAAAAUAUGACCUCCAGAGAGGUCACAAGGUUUUUCUAUUAUUUGACCUAAUGACCUAGUUUUGGACCGCACGUGACCCAGUUUCAAACUUGACUUAGAUAUCAUCAAGGUAAACAUUCUGACCAAUUUUCAUGAAGAUCCCGUGAAAAAUAUGGCCUCUAGGGAGGUCACAAGAAUUUUCUAUUUUUAGACCUACUGACCUAGUUUUGGAUCACAGAUGACCCAAUUUCAAAUUUGACCUAGAUAUCAUCAAGAUGAACAUUUUGACCAACUUUCAUGCAGAUCCCAUGAAAAAUAUGGCAUCUACAGAGGUCACAAUGUUUUUCUAUUAUUUGACCUCUGACCUAGUUUUAGAUUAGACGUGACCCAGUUUCAAACUUGACCUAAAUAUCAUCAAGAUGAACAUUCUGACCAAUUUUCAUGCAGAUUCCAUGAAAAAUAUUACCUCUAGAGAGGUCACAAGGAUUUUCUAUUAUUUGACCUACUGACCUAGUUUUUGACCGCAGUUGACCCGGUUUCAAAUUUAACCUAGAUAUUAUCAAGAUAAACAUUCUGAUCAAUUUUCAUGCAGAUCCAAUGAAAAAUACGGCCUCUACAGAGGUCACAAUGUUUUUCUAUUAUUUGACCUACUGACCUAGUUUUGGAUCGGACGUAACCCAGUUUCAAACUUGACCUAGAUAUCAUCAAGAUAAACAUUCUGACCAAUUUUCAUGCAGAUCCCAUGAAAAAUAUGACUCCCAGAGAGGUCACAAGGAUUUUCUAUUAUUUGACCUACUGACCUAGUUUUUGAGGGCACGUGACCCAGUUUCAAACUUGACCUAGAUAUCAUCAAGGUGAACAUUCAAACUAACUUUCAUGAAGAUCUUGUGAAAAAUACGGCCUCUAGAGAGGUCACAGUUUUUCUAUUUUUAGACCUACUGACCUAGUUUUUGAUGGCACGUGACCCAGUUUCAAACUUGACCUAGAUAUCAUCAAGAUGGACAUUCUGACCAAUUUUCAUAAAGAUCCCAUUAAAAAUGUGACCUCUAGAGUGGUCACAAGCAAAUGGAUGGGCGGACGGACGGACGCACGGACGACGGACGACGGACGCAGCGCGAUCACAAAAGCUCACCUUGUCACUUUGUGACAGGUGAGCUAAAAAAUAACUAAAAUAAUACAGUAUACAAAGAAAGACAACGAAGGCUGUCAGGUUAUCUGGCUGAAUAUUUCCGAAAUUGUAUCUGAACCAAGCUCAGACAGACUUCGUAAUAGCAAUGAUUACGUAACAAUAGCUCACCGUACCCAAUUAUAUAAUUCAUUUGCGAAUGCGGUCAUCAAAACGAGGAUGCCACGUAUUUUUCCUUUAACUGUAAAAAAAUAUCUUAAUCAGAAAAUUGUUUUAUCUCAAGAGACACACAUAUAUCAUCCGCUUAACCUACAAGUAACUCUGUUUGGGAAUGAUCAAUAUACGGAAGAUAAAACCAUAUUAUCUUUCUACAAGUUCAAGACAUAAUGACAUAUGUUAAAUUUCAAUGUCUAUACUAAAAGACUAUAUCUUAAAAUCAUGGACAAGCACCCCCCUCCCCCCACCCUCUCUCUCUCUCUCUCUCUCUCUCUUUCUCUCAUCUUUUCAUUUUUUGAAUGAUGAUAACACAACUUCUCAUAUUCAUUUUUUAAUUCCCUGUAUUAAAUAUGUUAUAUCUAUUGGAAAGGGUCGUUUACUGAUGUAGCAAGAAUUGGUUGCCCGACCCAUUUGCUUAUGUUUUGGCUGUACAUGUACAUUCAUUGAUAUAUGUUAUCAUAAAUGUAAAUAAUAAAAAGCAAUAAAAUAUGAUUAAGAAACGGUAUGUAUCGUAUGAUUCGAAGGAGUCAUUUUGUUAUUAUAUGUUAUUAUAUGUUAUUAUCUAUUUUAGACUCAAUUAUAUUAGUCUAAGAAUGAACCGAAAUAUUCAUUAUCUUCAGACCAUUCCUUACUGCAGUCUACAAAUGUGAUGUAUAGUAUACAUGCAUAAGAAUACUAUUUGCCAAAGUAACUCUUCAAGUCAAAACAUCUAACCAGAGAUAAAACCAAUUUUGUGGUUAAAGUGACUGCUUUAAUUUCUGCAGAAUACUGGUAUUUUUCUGAAACUGUUUGGUAAGACUGAAUAAAAAGUAAUCUCGUUUCCAGACUUAAUCUAGCAUUUAUUGGCCACUGACGUUGUAUGUUUAACUUAACCUGUCGCAUUAAAAUGUAUGUAAGUUUCAUAUAUGUAUAUAACAAUUUAGAUAUAAAAAAACAAGUAACAUAUAUUCAUUUUACAGCACAUGAACUCGACAGAAGUACGGAACAACAUACUACUUUUUCGAAGUGUUGCUGUACAUUUGAACAUAGCUACUUUGUCAAUAUGUUCUCAAAUAUUUCUAAUAUGUAGAUGUACAAAAUACUGUACCGGAAUGUAGCAGUACAUUAAUAACUGCGAUGAAAAUUAAAUGUAACUUUGGGUGUCAAGAAGACUUUACUUGAGUCGGGAGUGAUGAUGUUAGCAAAAUAAUUGGUCUGAGGCAUGUGUAUUUACAUGCUGUACAUAGGUAUGUUUACGAGUAGCUGCUUUCGUUCAAGUGAUAUUUCAGUCUAUCAAUAUUGAGUCAUUGUUGAGAAUAAGUACAUCCUCGGUACUAAAUUGUUUGAAAAAUAUGAAAAUAAUGUUGAUUUGAUGAGAUACCUUUAUAAGUACACGGCAUUUUUCUCAAAUCUGAUACAUAGCUAUAAGCAAUAUGGAGAGAAAUUAUGUAUUUCUUUUAAAUUUUGUUGCCAGCUUAAGAAAAGUGACACAGACCGAAAGUGAAUCCUAAUUUUUGUCUCACAUUUUUAUCAGUAGGCAAAGGGCAAUAUCAAGAAAAUGCACACUGUUUUAUUUUGUUGAUACAUAAAGACAUUUUCUUGCUAACGCAACAAAAACCUUAAUUAUCAUUAACAUUUUUCCAAGUUAUUUGGUGCGUAGAAGUGCACACGUCUUUGUAAAUAUGUAUCUAAGGUAUUUAUAAAUGAUGCUCAUAAUGUAGUGCUGGCUUAUAAAAGAGGAGAUUUUAUACAUGUUUCUCAAACGAAGCAACUUAGUGCAUCUAAAACUACAUUCACGUAUGUCUUGAAAGUAAACAGAGGGUUUAACAAUUAAUAAUGUUAUUGCUUUACAGUAAAAUAAAUAAAUAGUUGUAUUAUAUUCUAUAUGAAUGUUUUUGUAAUCAAUAAAACAUAGAAACAAAUGUCUCUUUUUAUUGUUUAGCACAGCAAAGCUUACCUACAUUUACUACUAAAAUCAAAGUUUAAGUUUUGUUCUUAUUUGCAAAUCAAAUACAAAUUUGUCAUUUCUCUUUGGACUAUUCUUUUAAUAUCAGGUGGACGUGUUCAUCUAGACUAUCAAUGCAUUUGUAAAGAACUAAGGCAGAGAAAAUUCUAACAACAACGUUUUAUCACAACACUGCAUCAGAACUUAAUUAUCAUAGCUGCAAACAGACUGGGGAAGUUUCUAAUUAUUUUUACCUUAGUUCAGUUCUAUAGGUUCUAUAGCUCCGCUUCACAAGGACAAGUCUUUAUGAAUACGUUUCAGCCAGUGAGGAUAAUCAAGGUUUCCAAUGAAGGCGACAUUCCUCGUCCGCAUCCGGUAUUCCCCAAUAAUGUCUGAUGUUUCCAUAUGACCUAAGGAGUUUGUCCUCAACGACUGAAACGAAUAUCCCGUACACUUACCUAGUUGGACAUCUAUUUUGCUGAAUUUAAGAAAAUGAUUACCGGAAGAUUACGGAAGAUCUUACAAACUAAAUGUUACGUUUAGUAACAACAGGGGUACAGAAGACCACUGACAUAAGUUUGUAAUCUGUCCCAAAAUUAGGUAGAGUUCUGAACGAUUGUGUUGGAAUUCGAGGAAUUUUCUGCUUCGUCUUUGAGCCCAAAAAGUGACAUUAUAAUGGUUUCCUUACAACACAUGAAUUGAUCGUGAGACAGUGUCAGGGACUGAAACAUACUGUAGUCUCUGUCUUUGUUAAAUAACACUGUUUAGGAGCAUGAACAGUCAUGUGAUAUAGUCUGUGUCUUUUUAUUGACAAAUUUUAAUAUUAAAAUGGCACAUCUAUUUGCUGCUUUAAAGUACAGUUGCCUACUCAAAGACCACGGUUGUAUUGUUUGUAUUACAUAGGUUAGAAAACGCUGUCAACAACAGUCAACAAAAUGGAAGAAUGAAAUGACUAACUUGAUUAUAUUUGAUUUGCAAUGCUAAAAUGUGACGCCACAUCAAGGUGGAGAAAAACGAUAAAGCCAAGUGAGAUAUCUCCACAAGUACGGGACUAUAUCUAAAGUCUGUACUGCAUGGUACUUGAUAUCGGAACAGGUAAACAUUACACUACUGGCGUAGCAACUGUUGGUAAACAGAAAAUUAAGUGUCAGAUUCUUAUCUCAACGACCAUGCCUAAGAUUGCCCUUCGGUCUCCGUCACAAACAAUCCCGCGGGCUUCUGCAGACGUUAAUGCACAAAAAUCGUGUAUUAUCCCUACAAUUGUUCACCGCGGAUAAACAUUCUGAAAAUCUUCUUUCGUUUUCAAAAACUUUUGUUAUCUUCCUUAGAUUUGAUUAUGAUCGUUUUCAUUAAUCAAAAUUAAUUAUCCAUUGUCUGAACAUCAGUUUCAAUCGUUUAUUUCAAGGGUAUUUACGUCUGACGAAGUAAUUCUCACGUGCGAAAUCAAGCGGCAGUUCCGCACUAUUUCUUUCCUAUAUGUGGAUGUACUAUGACAAGAUAUUUUGUGUGCAAAUACGUAAAAUGAACGAUAAAACUCAAACAAAUUAUGCGUUUCCUAUAUAAUUCAAUGUGUUCAACUACAUCGCUCUCGGUUUCAUGUUAUCUCUUACUGGAACGUUAAUGUCAGCCGGUACAAUUUGCUUGUUUGUUUGUUUUGUGUUUAACACCGUUUUUCAACAGUAUUUCAGUCAUGUAACGGUGGGCAGUUAACCUAAGAAGUGCUCCUGGAUUCUGUACCAGUACAAACUUGUUCUCUGCAAGUACCUUUAAUGUCACGCCGGACGGGUAUAAAGAACAAUACCAAAAGAUGACUUAUUUUGUGUAAUGACAUCACUGACUAUGUGUUUACCCAAAAAAAGUCAGACAUAAGACAGACCAUAUGGGAUUUUUGGAUUACAUUCCUGUAUAUAUUACAUAAACAAACCUAGAAAUAUUCAGGUUGAUAGUCUUCUCAAUGUUACUUUCCACGAGGUCUGAAAAUUUCGUUUUUUUUUUCUUCUGAGAUUGCAGUAUCGUAUUUUUAACAACCGAAUGCUGAAUGGUUACUACAAUGUUGUUUGAUGCAAGUUGACUGUGUAUAUAUGGUUGGUACUUAAGCGGGAAAUGUCGAUCAUUAUCAAAUUGGUUCUUUUUUUCCAUUGUAUAUAUUAUACAGUACAGUGAGUACUGUUCUAAACAUAUAAAUGUUGCAGUCAAGGAGAGGUGAUUUCACCUAUGACAAAUAGAGACUAUUAGAGAUAGAAAGACCUUUUAUUAUGUUAACUAAUUUGUAAUUAACCGAUCUUGUGUUAUUACACCGAGUUAACAGUUACGAUAAUGUAACUUAAUGAUUUCUAUAAUACAUAGAAAUUACCUUCCUUUCAUUUUAAUAUCAUCUUCUGCAUGAAGAAAGCAAUUCUUUUAAUAAUUUCAUAAUUUUGAAACUUCAAGAUCUCUGUCAACCAAACAGACGGCCUUGUUUUACAAAUGAAAACUGCAAAAUAUUUAGUGUGAGUGAACAACUUCCCGGUUUAGGUGAUUUUCAUAAUUAAAUGUGUUAUUCUAUAUUUUUCGGUAGAACUGAAAAGGUUGUACUUACGUUCACAGAUUUACAUUUAUUUCAUGUUUUUCAAUGUAUUAUUCGAAAAUGAAGGAAAUAAAUCUUGCAUUAUCACUGUG
This is a messenger RNA of Mercenaria mercenaria, 9959 nucleotides long. RefSeq lists its product as uncharacterized. The record is from RefSeq and is a predicted model, not a curated record. The coding region runs from base 287 to 1339 and encodes 350 amino acids. The transcript is spliced from 3 exons. NCBI's taxonomy places the organism in Eukaryota, Metazoa, Mollusca, Bivalvia, Venerida, Veneridae.